UUUAAAAUGAGUCGUCCACCGCAGCCACCAGCUAAACAAGUACCUAACUCUACCCAAGCCUUGGUUGGACAAUUAUUAAGUCACCGAAAAUUUUUUGAAAAAGAAAAUUCUCAAGUAAAACAUUUAGAUAAUACUUCGAUUUCUUCUAAUUCUACUGUAUUCUUGAGAUUAUGUGAUGAUAUGGAAUACAUAAUUGAUAGUGCUUGCACUAAAAUUAUGAUCGAGGAAUGUAAAAAUUUGAAAUUGACUGUAAAUGAUAAAAUUCUUACUUCUAUUAUCGAAGUGUGGAAAUCCGAUAAUGUCAAUAUUAGUUUAAAUUCUCAGGUACAAACUAUCCAAAUUGAUCAUUGUAAAAAUAUCAAUUUAAAUUAUAGUAAUCCAAAUCAUUUUUAUUCUGCUGUUUGGACUACUACAUCUCAAUUCUCUUUAAAAAUUUUUGAAGAUGGGCAAGAAAAAUAUACUUUUAAUAAUGAAAAGGACAAUUCUUCAGAAGAAGAAAAUGAGGAAAAAGAAAAUGAUUCUUUAAAAGAUGAAUUAAAACAAAAUAUUAUUAGAUUAAUUGAUAAUCAAUUAGUUACUGAAGAAUUGGUUCGUGCUGAAAAUUGGUUUCCUAUUACUCGUAGGGAAUGGGGAGAAUGGAAAACUAAAGCUAAUGCUAAUGCAGAAAAACUAAGACAAAGUAAAGAAGCUGAAAUAAAAAAUAAUGAUGAAGCAACUAACUAAUCUAUAGAUUUUAUUUAUUUUUUUUUAUUUGUUAAUAAAAAUUUAAAAAAUUUUAU
This is a messenger RNA of Rhizophagus irregularis DAOM 181602=DAOM 197198, 779 nucleotides long. NCBI's taxonomy places the organism in Eukaryota, Fungi, Glomeromycota, Glomeromycetes, Glomerales, Glomeraceae. The record is from RefSeq and is a predicted model, not a curated record.